This is a messenger RNA of Mugil cephalus (flathead mullet), 979 nucleotides long. RefSeq lists its product as uncharacterized. Gene Ontology annotation, molecular function: GABA receptor binding; ubiquitin protein ligase binding. NCBI's taxonomy places the organism in Eukaryota, Metazoa, Chordata, Actinopteri, Mugiliformes, Mugilidae. The record is from RefSeq and is a predicted model, not a curated record. Bases 202 to 555 code for a protein of 117 amino acids. Gene Ontology annotation, biological process: autophagosome assembly; autophagy of mitochondrion; cellular response to nitrogen starvation. Gene Ontology annotation, cellular component: autophagosome membrane; autophagosome; cytosol. The transcript has 5 exons.
UUGUUGUUUUUGUUCAGCUGAAUAAGUAGACCAGUCGACAUCUUUGAAGAGCGACCGCAUUCCUUUACGUUAUGACCGUAUUUUGAGCUUAGAAACUCAUUCCGGGCCUUCUUUUGAAAAACUUGGUGACACAGGGGACCACCGGAGUAUAUCUGGAUUUCACCUGUUUUUGUUGAAACUUGUUUUUUGUCUUUUCCAAAGAUGGGCAGCCAGUACCAGCGCUCUGUACCACUUGAGGUGAGGAGAGCGGAGGGAGAGAGAGUCCGGGCCAAGCAUCCUGACAAGAUACCGAUCAUCGUGGAGAGGGCCCCCAGGUCACGAGCUCCUGAACUGGACAAGAAGAAAUACCUAGUGCCCUCAGAUUUAACAGUUGGUCAGCUGUGCUUCUUGAUCCGUCAGCGUGUGUCUUUGAGACCAGAGGAAGCGCUCUUCUUCUUUGUCAACAACUCCCUCCCCCCUUCCAGCUCCCCUCUCUCUGCUGUAUAUGAGGAGCACCACGACGACGACCUGUUUCUCUACAUGACCUACAGUAAUGAGAGCGUGUACGGUGCCUGAGACAGAACUAAAGACUGGAGAAAGAGACAGAGAGAGAAUGAGAGGAGGCUGUCUGAGGAAUAAAGAGUCAUGGCUGUUUGUAAUGCAUCGCACCACUUUUAUUCUCUUAAAUAUUAGUUUUGAUAAGUAACUACAGUACAUGGUGGAAGAAAAUCUUUGUACAAAGUAGAAGGGGUUGCUGGUGGAGUUUUACCCUUGACAGUAUUUCACGUGAGCAUUAUUUAGUACACUUAAAAAGUCCUGUUGCUUUCUUACUUGGUGGAAGGAGAAUGCAUUGUAAAAGGAAGUUAUUAAAAUUAAGUCUGAAGAGCUCUCAUCUUUCUCAGUCAUUUGUAUUUAAUGCAAAUAAUGUUUGUUUUUGUAAAUUAUCGUUAACUUUUGUGGAAAAUAAAUAAAAUGUAAAAAAAAAAAAAAAAAAAAAAAA